CUCCAACAACCUUGAUACAAAAUAAACUAACUAUUUUUGCGAUACAUUUCAUAAUUACUUCAUUUCAAGCUUUGGAUAUAUAAUCGUUCUGUGAUCUCCUCCAAAUCACAUCUUUCUCCAGGUAUAAAUUCUCAUUAUUAGCCCUCCAGGGAACGGCAACACCAGACCGUAUUCGGGUACUACCCAAUUUGCGGGUCGUGGAGACGCUCAAUCAAAUCCUUGUAUUUGGAAGCAUCGCCCUUCAAGUGUUUGAUAAACGGCUGUCUCAGAAGGAUAAAGGAUGUUUAGCUGUCACGAGAACAGGAAAAGCUCUCAAGGCGCACAGAAUUACUCAUGAAAGGAACUGUCUACAAUUUGUUCGCCACAAUAAGUGCUUAUAUCGGCUGAAACUCAUCGGUUUGUGAUUCAACCUUUUGGUUACCCAUUGGAUUUGUUAAAGGAGCCCAUAUAUCCCAAGGUAAAGAUUAUGCCGUCGAGCUCAUCAGCCAAGGACAAGGAGGAAAAGUUGAAAGCAAAGCGUAAAGAGUAUUUGAAGAAAAGUGACCCUGCAACGGUCGAAGAGCUGGUUGAUGGCAAGACUCUUGUAAAAGAUUAUUUCAAAGAAGGAGAAUGGAAGCCUAGCUGGGCUCAUCUAGAAUUUAACGGCGAUGCUUGCUUGGAUAAUAUUUUAAAGAAAAGCAAUGAGGGGUUUUACGUUCCUGCGGGCACGAUUCUCCCCCUUGGAGCAUCCAUGCAGCCUAUGACAGUCGUCCGAUAUGGCGGGUACUUCCCAGAAGGGACUUCCUUCCCCGGCGGUGUAUUAGUGCCCAUGUACGCGAGGAUGGUGAAUCUCUUACCCAAAGAAACGACCAAGCCUGCGUCAAAGUUGAGUGAAGAGUCACUAUGUACUAUACAGUAGCGGGCCUGGAAGCGGCGGCCCAGGAAGUUGUAUUUGUUUUGGCGGUAAUGGAGAACAUGUGGAUGUGGCUUUAAAUCUAUGUCUGGACGAUGUAGCAUGGCAUUACGCUUUA
This is a messenger RNA of Cryptococcus deneoformans JEC21, 1010 nucleotides long. RefSeq lists its product as hypothetical. Lineage: Eukaryota; Fungi; Basidiomycota; Tremellomycetes; Tremellales; Cryptococcaceae. The transcript has 4 exons. Bases 467 to 898 code for a protein of 143 amino acids. The record is from RefSeq and is a predicted model, not a curated record.